AUGGUUGAAGAGAAGUCAAAGGAGGAUGUGGCUCAUAUUGAGAUGGCACUCAGUGAGACUGACGCUGCUGACAAGGGAGGUGGUGUACUCAAGACUGUUGGCUACAGUACUGCAGCAAAAGAGGCACUUAGAGAAGCCGAUAGCCCGUGGAUUGUGCUAAAGGCAAAUCCUCGAAUUGCGUGUUUUAUGACUUCAGCCCUAGUUACUGGAAUCAUCGUCGGCAUUGAGCUCAACAUGGCGGGAAACAUGCUGGGUAUCCAAUCUUUCUGUCGUCAAUUCGGUCACUGGGAUGCCUCAGAAGAAGCCUAUGCCAUUCCUGCGCAUAUUAUCUCAGUCAUUCCGAAAGUUGGGCAGCCGUCUCGUCGCCGUUUCAACUUUUAG
Molecule: messenger RNA, 381 nt
Organism: Penicillium malachiteum
Lineage: Eukaryota; Fungi; Ascomycota; Eurotiomycetes; Eurotiales; Aspergillaceae
Exons: 3
Coding region: 1-381 (126 amino acids)
Source: RefSeq, a predicted model, not a curated record